This is a messenger RNA of Symbiodinium sp. CCMP2456, 267 nucleotides long. Lineage: Eukaryota; Dinophyceae; Suessiales; Symbiodiniaceae. The record is from the annotation of a GenBank genome assembly.
GUGCUCCUGCACACUCCCCUCUCAUUGCAGCUUUUCGCAGAGCUGCAGAUCGUGCCGCCUGUGAACACCUGUGACGUGCCUCCCACGGUGGACGAGGUGGAGGAAAGACUGGCCACGCGCCGCGAGGAGAUGGCGAAGUGGGAGGAGAAGCGGAAGGAACUUCUCCGUCAGCGACUGGCCCUGGAGUUGGAGAAGGCUCGACAGGCCCAGGAGGAGAAGGAGCAGGAGCGACUGAUCCGCCUCGAUGCGGCCCUGAAGCGCUUGGAG